Ostrinia nubilalis (European corn borer) is the source of this 843-nucleotide messenger RNA. RefSeq lists its product as uncharacterized. The transcript is spliced from 2 exons. NCBI's taxonomy places the organism in Eukaryota, Metazoa, Arthropoda, Insecta, Lepidoptera, Crambidae. The coding region runs from base 1 to 843 and encodes 280 amino acids. The record is from RefSeq and is a predicted model, not a curated record.
AUGUCCAAACCAAGUCCUACAGAGGACGCCGCCGCCGCGCCCGGUAACGGCGAAGAAUUUUUAGAAUGUUCCGAUGCGGCACGAAGUGCAUCGGUGGAUAGAGUUGCUGUUCGCCUACCUCCAUUUUGGGCAGAAGAUGCCGAGAUUUGGUUUGCCCAAGUGGAGGCGCAGUUCGAGAUGUCGGGUAUAAAGUCUGAUGCAACCAAGUACUACCAGGUGAUCAGAGAGUUGGAUCAUAAAACGGCCAGAGAGGUUCGUGACAUCAUCACUCGGCCGCCUGCGACAGAUAAGUACAACAAACUCAAAAGCGAAUUAAUCAACAGAUUGUCAGUCUCGCGGGAACAACGUAUGCGUCAGCUGCUUACACAUGAAGAAUUGGGCGACAGAAAACCUUCCCAGUUCCUACGUCAUCUUAGGGCGUUGGCUGGGGACAGUGUUGGUGAUGAGUUUCUUCGUAGCUUAUGGUCCAGUCGCUUACCUACGCAUAUACAGGCCAUCAUAGCCUCUCAGAAGGAUACCAUGUUGGAUCAGGUAGCUAUUUUGGCUGAUCAAAUUUGCGACGUGGCACCGUCGCCUAUCUACCACCAGCAAGUGGCCAGCACUGAUGCAUUUGAAGGAAUGAUUCAACGAUUGGAGCAGUCCAUUACGACACGGGUUCAGAAUGAAAUCUCUCAGCAGAUUGCACAGCUAAAUAUUCAAACAUCUAAUAGAAAUGGAGCAUCACCAAGCCAGGUGGCAUUCAUCGAGAAGUCAAACAUAACACUGUCCACUAUAUUCGAACCACACCUGGACCACCUGUAUUUUGCAAACCGCGCCGACUCGCACCAGAUCGUCUCAUCAUAG